This is a messenger RNA of Penicillium taxi, 591 nucleotides long. RefSeq lists its product as uncharacterized. The transcript has a single exon. The record is from RefSeq and is a predicted model, not a curated record. NCBI's taxonomy places the organism in Eukaryota, Fungi, Ascomycota, Eurotiomycetes, Eurotiales, Aspergillaceae. Bases 1 to 591 code for a protein of 196 amino acids.
AUGUCGAGCCCUACCCGUAUCACCGUCGUUCGUGAUCUUCACGAUGAUGAAGCCCUUGUUAUAGACGAGUUCCACCGUCACGCCAGCCACUGCAUAAGGUGUGAACUUUCCAUCGAGAACAAGGUCAACGAUCUCUGCCAACGUGGCCACCUCCUCGCAGUCGAUGUCACCAAGUACUUUUAUACUGAAAGUAAAGUCCACUACUCAGUAGUGGAUAGGGAGGGUGGGAAGAUAAUGCGAGUGAAGUUUCCUCGCGAAGGCAUCGAAGCUACUAGGCUCCUUGAAGCUAUCGAAGGGGGAAUGGAGCUCAACUCUCGUCGAGGACGUGCUCCUGCCGUCCGCUCCCCAGAAGUACGCUUUGGACCAGUAUCGGAUGGGCCUCGUCCCAUCAUAGAGUACGCAAGACCUCGAUCUCGCACCUCGGAGAAUAUCUCAGCAGCACAGAUCAUUGAACGAUUCCCGGGUAGCAAACCCCGCGUCACUAUUUACCAAUAUCCUCGUGGCUCACUGUACUCUAACGAUUCUCGUGAUCGAAGUGAACGCCGGUACGAAUCUACCCGCAUCUUCCGCCGAGGUGACUACCACAAGUGA